AUGGAAUCCUCAAGCCAGGACAGCAUUGCGACCAAGGAGACGCCAAUACCCUUGACGGAGCUACCGGCCUGGGAGAAUGAUCCAGCCAACGCGCAGAAUUGGAGCGUGCCCAGAAAGAUCUAUAACACCGCCAUACCGUCUAUCCUGUGUUUUCUGAUAUCAUUCGGGCUGGCCAUCUACUCCCCGUCGCACGAGCAUGUUCAAGUCGACUUUCAUACUUCCGCUACCAAAUCCCUCAUGCCGUUCACCAUGUACGUCUACGGCCUGGCGUUCGGGCCCAUGGUCUCAGCUCCAAUUAGCGAAACCUACGGUCGCCGCUUUAUCUACCUCGUGAUGACCCCCCUGUCCAUGCUGUUCGUUCUCGGGGCCGGGUUUUCCACGAACUUGGCUAGCCUCGUGGUGUGUCGCCUGCUGGCCGGGAUUUUUAUCUCGGCACCGCUGGCUGUCGGGCCUGGGACGAUCAUGGACAUGUGGGGUGGUCCAGCAGCUAGUAACGGCGUGAUAAUCCUCAUGACUGUCGCGUUCGUGGGACCAGCCAUUGGAUCUCUGGUCGGCGGCUGGGUGGCGCAGUACAAAGACUGGCGCUGGUCGCAGUGGACAACGCUGUUCUUGGGGGCUGCCUGCUGGGCCUUCAGCAUGGGCACGCAGGAGACGUACGCCCAGUCGAUCAUCCACCGUCGCGCUGUCAAACUAGGAUUGCCGGAUACUACGAGCCCCGUGCCCUCUGGUCUGGCCGGGAUCCGGAUAAUGCUGACGGUCACCCUGGCGCGGCCGGUCUAUAUGCUCUUGACCGAGCCCAUUGUAGCUCUGUGCUCUCUGUACUCAUCGCUCAACUUUUCUGUUCUGUUUUGCUUCCUCGCCAGCAUUCCCCUGGUUUUCACCAAUGUUUACGAUUUCACACCGGGUCAAUGCGGGCUGGUUUUUGUCUCGCUGGCCCUGGGGUGCGUUGUCGGAUGCAUUGCCCUACUCGCGACGGACUACUAUACCAGGGCCCGGCAUCGACGGAAUCAUCCCGGAGGAAAUCCUCCGCCCGAGCAGGUGUUGUGGCCCGCGAUGCUAGCUAGUCCGCUGAUGCCGGCUUCUUUGUUUUGGUUUGCCUGGACGUCAACUAGCCAUGUGCACUGGAUGAGUAGCAUCGUCGCCAUCGGGCUCUUUGGCUGCUCCGACAUCAUGAUUUUUGUGGCAACCGUCCUCUAUAUGACGCGAGUCUACGGGGCAAAGUCCGGAGCCUCCGCCAUAGCAGCAAAUGGUCUGCUGCGAUACGGGGUCGGUGGUGCUUUCCCCCUAUUUACUUUGGCUAUGUAUCAUAACCUUGGGUAUAGCUGGGCAUCGAGCUUACUGGGGUUUCUGGCUGUGGCUUUUAUGCCGCUGCCCUGGCUGUUCUUUCGUUGGGGAAGUCGGAUCCGGAAACAUAGUGCUUAUACUUCGUGA
Messenger RNA from Aspergillus steynii IBT 23096, 1431 nucleotides. Its product is annotated as MFS transporter. The transcript has 4 exons. Gene Ontology annotation, biological process: spermine transport; transmembrane transport; spermidine transport. The record is from RefSeq and is a predicted model, not a curated record. The coding region runs from base 1 to 1431 and encodes 476 amino acids. NCBI's taxonomy places the organism in Eukaryota, Fungi, Ascomycota, Eurotiomycetes, Eurotiales, Aspergillaceae. Gene Ontology annotation, molecular function: spermidine transmembrane transporter activity; spermine transmembrane transporter activity.